GACGAUGGCUACGAUUCUUACGACGAAGAACCGCCCUUGAGCGGGAGAGAGAGAGAAAGAGAGGCUUCCAGGCGUGGUCCCAGUCCGAGGUCGAGCCACCACUCGAGGACACCUCGUAUCCGCGAGUCGAGGCAGUCGUCGCGGUAUUCGCAGUCUACCUCCGAGACGGAUUCGGACGACGAAUCUGAGAGCAGCGUCUCGACGCAAGAAGAGAAGCAUGAGCGCCGUCGAGACAGAAACAGGCAAGAGAGAGAGAAAUACUCGAAACCCUUACGCCAAACGGUCGUCGAGCGGCGGCGGCCGGCCGAGGACGACAAGACACCGAAACGCCGCAUGAAGAUAAAGAAGAUCAUCUACAUGGAAGAGGACGACGGCUCCACCGAGGCCACCCCGCGACAGUCCACGGAUGAGCGCAGCCGCUCGCUUUCUCGGCACCGUUCUCACAUCUCGCGACCGGCUUCGGAGCGGCACUACUCCAGUCAUCGUUCCCGCAGCCCGGCCCGGAGAUCAAGCCACCAUCACCAGCCGCCCAGCUCCUCCAAGAGGCUGGCUCGCGAGGUUUACCAGACUAGGGGCGAUUCCGAGUUGACCCCAACUAGGAUCUCGAUAAGACACCCCACAACCUCGUCCAACAGGCGCUCUUCCAGCUUCCUGGGCAACCUGCUGACGGGGAGCUCCGUCUCCCAUUCGUCCGAUAAGACGGCCAGAGUUGAGUGCGUUGUGUGCAUGGAAGAAUUUUCGUCGAGCAAGAUUGCAAAACUCAAGUGCGGGCAUCGGAUGUGCAGCGUGUGUCUGAAGAGGCACUUCAAAAUCUCCAUCACUGACCCGCAGGAAAUGCCUCCCAAGUGCUGCUCCGAGAACAUCGCCUUGAAGCACGUCGACCACCUGUUCUCAGCCGACUUCAAGAAAAAGUGGAAUCGGAAGUUCCAAGAGUACUCGGCACGGAAUCGAAUUUACUGUCCUUCUAAAAAAUGUGGCGCCUGGAUCAAGCCACAUUACAUCCGCAAAGAAGGAGGUCGCAAGUACGGUAAGUGUGGACAAUGCCGGACCAAGGUGUGUUGCUCGUGUAACGGCCGGUGGCACCCAUCGAGAGAAUGUCCCAACGACGAGGAGACGACAAGAUUUUUAGACCAGGCCAAGGAUGAGGGCUGGAAGCGAUGCUACAAGUGCCACCACAUGGUUGAGCUCAAGGAAGGCUGCAAUCACAUGACAUGUCGAUGCGGAGCACAGUUUUGCAUGGUAUGCGGUACGAAGUGGAAGAGUUGCGACUGUCCCUGGUUCAACCACGAGACAGAAGACGCAGACCAGCUCUACGAUGUGCAGGUGCCGGCUGCCAUUCAACACAUGGAGCCACUGGACCUGGCCCAGAGCUCAAGGAGUAUGCGGCCAAGUGUUGCGCCCAGCGCACCCCGGUCGCGAUCGCAAGAGUACGACAGCAGACUGAUGCGGAGAUUCCAAGAAAACCGGGACGAAGACCUUGCGCGGACGCUACAGAGUUACGAGAUUGACGAUGUUUACGACGGCGGAUAUGGGGACCUUGUCGAUGUCGGCAAUACGGCGGGCCAUUUCAUGAACGACGACUAUCGCAGAGAACUGGACACUUUUGUGGCGGCACCUGUGCCGCCGGCACCAACGCCACCAGCGGCUUUCGAACGUCCGGCGCCGACGGACUACAUGUCGGGGGUUAACAGAGCGAGAGGCAUGCCUCCAGACGCAUUGGGGCAGCGCCUCGCCGAGCGCUUCUCGGAAUUCCGUUCGAGCCCGAGUGCCCCCCGGCCGGGGAUGAUGGCACCGCCGCCGGUACCCCCCCUCGGACCGAUGACUGCUCCUCCAAUGGGACCUCUUCCGAUGUCGGCACCGAUGGUAAUGGGCCCCCGUCCGCCACUUCCGUUGCUUAGGAGGCACACGAUAGAGGAGGAAAUGUACAACAGGACCACGCGGCCAUCCGAGCGCGUGGUGCCGGGGCGGAUGGUACACGAUUACGAGAGGGAGGCGGCAGUGCAUGCGCCACGGAGCCGGAGACGAAUGCGAGAGGAGCCCAAAUCGUCGACGCUCGCCGGGCUCACGGGGAUGGGUCGCGGCAUGAAUCGUGUGCAUGAAUGGCGGAACCAUGUGCAACCAGGCAUGCCGGAGGGAGAGCGGGCAGCCAUGGCCAAGCAGGCAAAAGAACGAGGCUCGCUGACUCGCAAUGAACGUCUCCGCUCGCUAUCUCGGGGUGGACCCCUCUCACCAAUGAGCAUCUCAAUGAUUGUCCAUGGAUUGAGAAACGUCUGGUCCCCUGCCAAGCCUGGCGCACACCCAUAUAUCUUACCUGCCAGCCUCACUUCUCCCCGGUGCAGCGUGCUCAACAUCACGAUGCUUCUCGUCUACCAGGUCGGGAGCGUCAAGAUUGGGGAGGUCAUCCGUUACACCGUCACCUACACGCCCUCCCAGGACCGAAUCCUGCCCUCGCCUGAACGCCUCUACCUGCGCGUCCGCAAUUCCUCCGCCAUCGCCCUGCGCGCCGCCUUUGUCCACGGCCCCUAUACGCUAGGCGCCGCUGCCUAUCCGUCCAAUUUCAACCCCAACGUCAAGUUCGCGAACCCCCGCCGCUAUGGCGUCCCCGAGUUCGAGCCAAUGCUCAAGGCCGGCGGCUCGUGGGAGUGCGAGCUGCUAGUGCCAGAACACAUACGUCAGAGUGCGGGAACCGGAGGCGGCGGCCACUUCGGCGGCGUGGCUCCAGCCGAUCAGGAGGCCGAGAGCGCCUCGUGGAUUGUCGAGGUGUCGUCGCAGGUCAUCUUUUCAACUUCGGCCGCGGUUGGGUAUGAGGUGACGCUCGCUAGAGACGCAAAGUCGCUGAACCUAAGCUCCUCACUGCCUGUCAUCGGCGGCCAGGCCCAGGUACCGCAACCCGGCAGGGUUGCCGACCACCAGCAGAGCAUCGGUGCCAAGGAUGGCCACCACCCAGCGCAGCUAAAGGGCGUGUUCUCUAAGGCGAUUCGGCUCAAGGUAGAGGACACGGCCACCCUGUGGAAUACCCCGAGGCUUCCGGGCUGGGACGACCUCAACAUUGACCGGCUCAAGAGUCGUAACAAGAAGGACCAACCUGUCGAGAGCGUCACCCAGGAAGCGCCACAGGAGAAGCCAGAGGUGAAGCAAAAGAAAGUGCACUUGGUUGUCCUCACCCAUGGUCUGCACAGCAACUUGGGGGCCGACAUGUUGUAUUUAAAGGAGAGCAUUGAUCAGACAGUCGCGCAGGCCAAGAUUGAUGCCAAGGCCAGGCGUGCCAAGGAGCGCGCUGAGAAACAAGUCAGAGAGCAACAAGCAAAGGAAGACAGGAACGCCACAAAGGAUGCCAAAGACAAAUGUGAUGACAUAGCCCAAGAUGACAGCCCUUUAGAAGAUGAUGGGGACAACGAAGAGGUUAUUGUGCGCGGCUUCUCGGGCAAUGCAACAAGGACAGAAAGAGGUAUCAAGUACCUGGGUAAGAGGCUGGCCAGGUAUAUCCUCUCCAUGUCGUACCCCGAUCAGCCUUUCCUGCCGUCAAAGAAGAGCCCGGCAGAGACUGCAGUUGCUGCAGUCUUCAACAAAUCUGAAUCAGACAGCAAGGCAGCUCACAAACACAGCACGAUACACAAAGAAGAAGCCAGCGAAAAGCGCCCGUUUAAGAUUACCAGCAUCAGUUUCAUCGGCCACUCUUUGGGCGGCCUGAUACAGACAUACGCAGUUGCAUAUAUCCAGAAGCAUUCGCCAGAAUUCUUUACCCUAAUCAAACCAAUCAACUUUGUCGCCCUUGCCACACCAUUUCUCGGCCUAAGCAACGAAAAUCCCUUAUACGUCAAGUUUGCCCUGGACUUUGGCUUGGUCGGCAGAACAGGCCAGGAUCUUGGUCUUACCUGGCGGGCGCCUACAAUUGCGAGGAGCGGCUGGGGCGCCAUCGUCAGCAAUCUUGGCGAAAGCGCACACAAAAGGGUCAUGGGUGAAGUCCAACCUGAGUCGAAACCUCUGCUGCGGAUUCUGCCAACUGGCCCGGCCCAUACGGCGCUCAAGAAGUUCCGCAACCGCACCGUCUACUCCAACGUGGUCAACGACGGCAUCGUCCCAUUGAGGACCAGCUGUCUCCUGUUCCUCGAUUGGCAGGGUCUGGGCCGCGUGGAAAAGGCAAGACGAGACGCUGGGCUGGUCGAGACACUUGUUGGUGCUGGCUGGGCAGAACUGACCGGCGGAAGCUUGGCGCCUACACCACGGAGAUCCAGCGCCCUCCCGCCAGACAUGGAGCAGCCUUCGGAUGACCAGUCUGGCAAUAUUACGCCGACAUUCCCGACCAACGCUGUUGAAGUACCACAGCCGCCGCGGAACGCAAUGAUGGAAGAUGACCAAGCUAGUCUUCGUUCGGUCCCCACGCCGUACAACGAAGCAGGACCCGAGGACGCAAAGGGCGGUGCCAGUAAUGGACCGUUUGCUGGAUUUUUGUCCCUUUUCAAGGGUAACGAACAAGCCCAGCCAAAAACACAAACCAAGACGCCCAGCAUGUCCAACAAGCAGCACAAAAUCUACAAGCGGAGUCAGACGAUCAACUUUGACGACAUCUCGCAGACGUCGGGGUCCAGGGUCACUGCAGGCCACGAGCUCGAGCGAGAUCACCACAUUGCGCCGCCGAGAACGAGCUUUUUCGAGUCUGCGCACGAUCUGAUCAACCCCAAGAUCCCUACCACAGAGUACAUCAUCGACCCCUCCAAGCGCCCCAGGGCCAUUUUUCACGACCGCGUCUACCAUCCAUCAGAUAUCCCGCCGCCGCCGUUGAAGAAGAAACCCACGGGCUCGCUGGCGUCUCGCAGAAGCACAUUCAGGAGGGCUGCGUCGACAGGUUCUGGCGGAUCGAGGACUAGCACCGACUCGUCACCCCAUCCGUCCCAACGUUUCUCGCAUGAAGGCACCGUGGACUCGACGCGGGACUAUGACGACACCCCUAAUAUGAAUUCAAAUAGAGAGCCCUAUGAGGAAGUGGAUGGUUCGCAGAUGCGGGUUGAAGAGAAAAUCGCUCGAGCUUACCACCGUGGCCUGGCUUGGCGAAAAGUCCUCGUCAAGCUGGAGCCCGACGCGCACAACAAUAUUAUCGUGCGCCGGAUGUUCGCCAAUGCUUACGGCUGGCCUGUUGUAAAACAUCUGGUGGAUGCUCACUUCAGCGAUUCGGCGACCGCGAGGACUCGCGACGAAGACGAGUCUUCCGGAGAGCUGGCACUCGACAUUAGCCAGACACCGAAUAAGUACGGCGACGAGGUUAGGGAUAGCGGUCUGGCAUCCAAAGACGGCGCGAUUGAUAGGCCGCCCGCUGGUCUGCUGUCUCCAACUUCUCAACGGGAGGCCGAAGACAUGGUGCCGGACAUGCGGGCGCCGCCCAAACGACGCUCGUCCUCGCGCAGCUCAUCCGCCAGCCCGCCUCGAAUCACCAGAUCGCCUCGGCCACCGCCAGAACGGGUUGAUUCUGUGACGUGGAGUGACCGAGAUUGGGCGGACAGCGACGAUAGUGAGACAACGACCACGACAGCCAGCGCCGUGAGCCCCAGGGAUGCUGAGUUCAAGGACAAGGAUGGCAACCGGUCGACAACGCCACUCGGCACCUGGAACUGGACGGAGAAGAUUGUAGGCAGGGGAGGAUUGGCCCGCAAGACAUCACCCAAGCCGACCGUCAAGAGCGACGACGGCGGCGUAGACUAAUAGCCAAAAGAUGAGGGUUGGAUGCACAUAAAUACCUACUUAUAUACCUACUGUUUUAAUCGAUGAGAUCACAUUUUUUCAUGACUUUAAUUGACGACCAUUGGCAUCGUUUGGCUGGGCAAUACUGGUUUUACUUCUUCUGUCAAC
This is a messenger RNA of Colletotrichum navitas, 5844 nucleotides long. RefSeq lists its product as uncharacterized. The record is from RefSeq and is a predicted model, not a curated record. Bases 334 to 5697 code for a protein of 1787 amino acids. The transcript has 7 exons. Gene Ontology annotation, molecular function: monoacylglycerol lipase activity; zinc ion binding. Lineage: Eukaryota; Fungi; Ascomycota; Sordariomycetes; Glomerellales; Glomerellaceae.